Messenger RNA from Phalacrocorax carbo (great cormorant), 1716 nucleotides. The record is from RefSeq and is a predicted model, not a curated record. Lineage: Eukaryota; Metazoa; Chordata; Aves; Suliformes; Phalacrocoracidae.
CCCCCCCCAGAUGCCAGGGUCCCCCCCCAGAUGCCGGGGUCCCCACUGCCCCCUCCCCCUCUCCCCAGGCAGGGGGAGCCCAACCUGCUGCGGUCGCUGUCGCUGCCAGAGGCGACGUCACUCUGGGACCCCCUGCAGCCCCCCGGCAGCGAUUCGGGGCUGUGGAGCUGCCCCUGGGCUCCCCCCCCCGAGCCCCAUCCUGGAGCAGCUGCAGCUGCAGCAGAAGCUGCAGGAGCUCCGAGCCCGGCGGGAGGAGGAUGACCAGCGGAAGCGGCGGCAGGAGGAAGAGCUGCUGCGGCGCAAGCAGUGCCGGCAGCAGGAGGCGCUGCUGAAGCUGCUGCAGCAAAGUGGGGUCCCCGGGGGGGCCCCCCAAAACUGGGCCCUGCCCAAGGUGCCCCCCCCCACCCCGGACAGCGAGCGGCCCCCCCCCAAGGCGCAGCGGGGAGCCCCCAGGGCUGUGGGGGUCCCGUGGGGGGCAGAGCUGUGGCCCCCCCCCGAGAAGAGCCCCCCGGCCUGGGAGGAGAGCGGGGCCGGGGGGGCGGGGCUGCGAGGGGGUGGGGGCGGCAAGGGCGGCCGCGGCGGCCCCCCCCCGGGGCCGGGGGGGCGGGGCCCGGAGGAGGCGCUGCUGAAGCUGCUGCGGGGGCUGCCCCGCCCCCCCGAGCCCCUCCCACACUGGUGCCAGGCAGCGCUGCAGGCCCUGGGCGCCCCCCCGGUGCCGGGGGUGGAGACCCCCCCUCAGCCCCCCCCGCCUUUCGAGGCCUGGCCCCGCCCCGGGGACCCCCCCGAGGCUCAGCCCUUCCCCCGCCCGCUCCUGGAGCACCGCGGCCCCCAGGAGGCGUGGCUGGGGGCGGGGCCGCUGCCCCUCCCCCCGUUCGGCCCCGGGGCGAAGCCGCCCCCCCCGGAGGGGCCCGGGGGGGGGAGGGGGAAGCAGCGCCCCCUGCUGCUGCUGCACAGCGACCCCAGCAUCCUGGGCUACUCACUGCAUGGCCCCGGGGGUGAGGUGGAGACAGUGGAGGAGUACUGAGCCCCACGGCACGGCUGCCCCACAGCACCCCGUGGGGUCCCCUGGCGCCCCACGGCGCCCCACCAAGCACCUUACGGCCGACAUGACCGACCCAGCUGCACUUUAGCCCGGAGCUGCCCCAUGGCACUGCCCCACGGUGCCGCCCCACAGCCGGGCCAGAGCAGCCCCACAGAAAGGGGGCUGCAGCUGCCCCACGGACAAACACCAGCCCCACAAGUAGGACAGGACGGGGCCACCCUAUAGGGGGCUGGAGCUGCUCCAUAGUGCUGGUGUUGCCCCACAGCUGCCCCACAGACACCGGAGCUGCCCCAUAGCGCCGGUGCUGCCCCACAGACACCAGAGCUGCCCCACAGCGGGGAUCGGAGCUGCCCCAUAGAUGCCGGAGCUGCCCCAUAGCGGAGCUGGACUCAUUGCACAAAGCCCCUCCCCCUCGCCCCUCCCCCGGCAGCCAGACCCCGCCCCUCCACGCAGACCCCGCCCCCUUCCCUGCACUGGCCCUGACCCAGUCUCCGCCCUCCCUUCGCUCACGCCCCGCCCACCGCCGGAGCCCCGCCCCUUUCUGUACUGUGUUGCUGUGAUGGGGAGGGGCGGAUCUGGGGGGAAUUCGGGCAAUUUUGGUUAGUUUUGGUUUUUUUUAAGCAAACCCUGGGGUUGAGCCGCCCCUCCCCCUCCCUCUGCCCUCCCCCCCCCCC